AUGAUAGAAAGAUGGCAUGGAUCUCUGAAGGCAGCGGUAAUGUGCCAUGAAUCGCACAAUUGGGUCGCGGUGCUCCCUACGGUAUUAUUAGGUUUAAGAUGUAGUUUUAAGGAAAAUCUUGGGGCAUCUGCGGCGGAGAUGGUGUACGGGGUACCACUCAGAUUGCCUGGAGAAUUCUUUGUGGAUAUGGAUAGAUGCCAUGAUUUCGUUUUGGAUAGAUUUCGCGAUGCGAUGCGUCGGAUUAGACCAAAACCGACGGUGCAUCAUUGCAGAAAGUCUCAUUUUGUGUCGGAUUUGCAUACGUGUACUCAUGUAUUCGUACGUGUGGAUGCUGUUAGAAAACCUUUUGAGCAGCCGUAUGAGGGUUCACAUCGCGUUGUCGAACGUAUCUCGGAUAGUGCGUAUUUGAUUAGGUACCGUGGUUGCGAACAGGUCAUUUCGACGGAACGUUUAAAGCCUGCAUUUAUUGAAACAGCAGAUGAAAUUGUACAGCCUAGGAGAACUAGAGUAUGCUAG
Osmia lignaria (orchard mason bee) is the source of this 516-nucleotide messenger RNA. Lineage: Eukaryota; Metazoa; Arthropoda; Insecta; Hymenoptera; Megachilidae. The record is from RefSeq and is a predicted model, not a curated record.